Aspergillus heteromorphus CBS 117.55 is the source of this 1136-nucleotide messenger RNA. RefSeq lists its product as uncharacterized. The transcript is spliced from 3 exons. The record is from RefSeq and is a predicted model, not a curated record. Lineage: Eukaryota; Fungi; Ascomycota; Eurotiomycetes; Eurotiales; Aspergillaceae. The coding region runs from base 189 to 1136 and encodes 315 amino acids.
CGACGCCUUCCUUCUUCCACUAUCCACUAUCCACUAAUUAAUUAUCCACUCCAUCUAAUCUAUCCAUACACACCCACCGUCCGCCCGCUUGCAUUUACAAUUUACACAACUCAACUCCAACUACACCUCCAAUUGCAUCCAUCCACAGCUUAACUAACACCCACCCACCCAACCCCUCACGAAAAACCAUGUCCCAAAUCCCAAUCCCAACUCCAAACCGAACCCGCACCCCCAAACGAACCCUCCUCCUCACCCUCGACGCCUUCAACACGCUCUUCCACCCCCGCACCCCCAUCCCGGAGCAAUACGUCGCCGUGGCACACGCCCACGGCCUCCCCCGCAGCAUCACGCCCUCGCGCCUCCUCCCGGCCUUCAAAUCCGCCUUCAAGGCGCAAUCCCUCCGGAGACCGAACUACGGGCGCGCCGAUGUCCUGCGCGGGGCGUACGGCGGGCCGAGGGAGUGGUGGGCGGAUGUUAUAAGGGGUUGCUUUACGCGGGUUUUGCUGCAGGGGAGGACGUCUGGGGGGGGUUGGUCUGGUGGGUUUGUUGGUGGUCGUGGUGGGAUAGUCUCCUCGGCGCUGGUGGAGAGUCUUCUGGAGAGGUUUGCGGGCAGGGAGGGGUAUGCGCUGUAUUCCGAUGUGAGGCCGUUUUUUGAUGCGUUGAGAGCGAGGAUGAGGGGGGGAGGGGGAGGGUUUGAUCGCGUGGUCGUGGGGGUGGUUUCGAAUUCGGAUGAUCGGGUCGCGGGCGUUCUGGGGAGUUUGGGCGUCAGGGUUGGACCUGGGAGGGCGGGGGAUGAUAGGUUGAGGGUGGGGGGUUUGAGGGGUCUUUUUGUCAUCGGUAUUCUGGUAAUGGUGCUGGACUAUGAUAUCGACCUGGUGAUCACGAGCUACGAGGCCGGGGAGGAGAAGCCGAGUCCGGUGAUCUUUGAUGUGGCGGAACAACAGGCCCGCAGGCUGGUGGGGGACCUCGAGGGCGAGUGGGAGCGCGUCCAUGUUGGGGAUGACUAUGAGAAGGAUUAUCGGGGAGCGCUGGGGGCGGGCUGGAAGGGGUGUUUCUUGCAGAGAGAGGGAGGGGAUGCGAGGGAGGGGACGGUGCGGUCGCUGCGGGAGGUGGUUGAUAUGUUGGGGGGGAGGUAG